CUAAUCUUAGUGGUUUGUAAAACUACUUAUUUUAUGAGGGGAGUUUUCCUCUAUCGAGCUUUUACUAGAGCUCGCACUCGAACUCCAAACAAUGUGCUCGAGCUUGCGUAGUUCAGAUUUUUGGCCGAUCUCGGCUCAUUUGCACCACUGUUUACAAGAAUGUCAAAUAUGUAAUUUAAGUUGUGAAGUGUAGUGACACACAUCAUUUUUAACUAAUUUAUUAAGUGCUUAAGUGAGAGAAUGUUAUUAUUUUUCAAGUAUGAUGGACUCUGAAUCCAAUGAGCUGGAAACAAAAAACAGUACUAAAAAUUAGUGGUGGAUGAGGAUCCAUUGAUUGAGCCCAUUAAAUCUGAAUCUUUAUUGGGGAUCCAAUAUCUUAUUUAGAACCUCACUGACACUUUUUUCGGCUCCAAAGAAAUUACAUAUUGGGUGAAAAUUUUACAGUGGAAAUAUCGUCCUGCAAUCUUCAUCUGCCUCGUCCAGUAGACACAUUGAAGCUACCGUGGUCCGUACUUAAGCGUGUGCCGCCCAAUUACCGGCUGUUAUGACCUGGUGCCAAAGAGUGCUACGCAUUAUUCCGUCUCGCCACUCCCUGUGUCUUUCCCGGUGCCGCUCUAAUCUCGUUGUUUUGUCUUCCGAUUUGGCCUUCGCUUUGAAGAGUAUCAUAUAGGUAUUGUUAAUACAAAUGGAAUCCCGCAAGCAAAGGAGCGCCUCUCCAACCUUUCCUAAAUGGAGAAAAGUUGUCUAUGGAGGGAUGCAACCUGGUUUUGACGAUAAUCACACUGAUGAGUCUUUCCUAGAAGACAUGAUUAUGAAUUGCAACGUUGUGAAAAGAGACCUUGUUAAGGUGAUGGUGGACGCGGUCUCCAUCUCUCAGUAUUUGUGCAUUGUUGCUCUUGUGGUUUUGGUCUGGACUUAUACCCUCAGAUCUAUCUUUAGUGAAAGGUCUCUCGUGUUGCUUGACAUUGUCCUCCUUGGGGCAGGCUUCUUUGUCGUUCUUUUAACGGCAGAAAUGCUCUCGUUCGACCUACUGCUCAAUUAUGUCGUCAAAAUCUCGUUUUUUAUAACUGGUUUAUACGUUUUAUCUCCUAUUUACCACACACUGACCAGAUCCAUAAGCUCAGACUCUAUUUGGGCUUUAACAGCUUCUCUUGUCAUACUCCAUCUCUUUUUGCAUAACUAUUCUGGUUCCGCAGCUCCUGGGGCCCUUGAAUAUUCAACCUUCACAAGCAACAUAUCUCUUAAUGCUUCUAUAGUUGCUUCACUCCUAAUUGCUUCUCGACUUCCAUCAAGGCUUCAUGUCUUUGCUAUUGUGCUAUUCUCCCUUCAAGUUUUCUUGUUUGCUCCAUUUGUUAGUUAUUGUAUAAAGAAAUACUCUUUCCGCUUGCAUAUAUGUUUCUCCUUGGGGUUAAUGGCCGCAACUCUGUUUUUCGUUUAUCAAUUGCACCGCUUGCUCUUUAUUUUGCUGUUGAGUAUAUUGGUUUUUGUCAAUUUGGUGUGCCCCUACUGGCUGAUUAGGAUUCAAGAAUACAAAUUUGAGAUCAAUGGUCCCUGGGAUGAGGCUAAGCUCUGCUUUAAGAUAAUGGAAUGAAACUGUUGUUUUUGUACAUUUUGGAAGUUUGGAGCAACAAUAGUUUUAUCCUCCUCUCUUCAAGUUCCGGAAGUUUCUUACACUUUAAAAUUAUGAACUACCUCUUGAGCUAUUGUGUAUUUCAUGGAAUUGUGGUGUACAUUGCUCCUCGAGAUUAUGUUCUUGAUUUGCAACAAAGCAUAUGUUAUAGACAUACAGUUGAUUUGCUAGUUUAUGAGAGUAUUUGGAUGGCUAGGAAUUUUGUGCGUUAUAUGUUGAUUCUCUUCGAAAUAUAAUUUUGUGAUGUGAAUC
Sesamum indicum (sesame) is the source of this 1882-nucleotide messenger RNA. RefSeq names its product phosphatidylinositolglycan synthase family protein (gene SETH1). Gene Ontology annotation, biological process: GPI anchor biosynthetic process. NCBI's taxonomy places the organism in Eukaryota, Viridiplantae, Streptophyta, Magnoliopsida, Lamiales, Pedaliaceae. Gene Ontology annotation, cellular component: glycosylphosphatidylinositol-N-acetylglucosaminyltransferase (GPI-GnT) complex; membrane. The record is from RefSeq and is a predicted model, not a curated record.